Molecule: messenger RNA, 600 nt
Organism: Cylindrotheca closterium
Lineage: Eukaryota; Bacillariophyta; Bacillariophyceae; Bacillariales; Bacillariaceae
Source: the annotation of a GenBank genome assembly
AUGCCAAGGAUUGCCCACGUCGUCGACCAAAUGUACACUGGCGGAUUCUCUGCAGUUGUGGACUUGUCCAAGUUCUUCUACAACUUUCCAACACACUUAGAAGACCGGCCGUAUCUUGGCCUUCUACACCCAAAAACCGAGGAGCUGUUGACAUACUGCGGGCUUGCAAUGGGAGCUGGAAACAGCCCAGCCAUUGCAUGCCGAAUUGGAUUGGCCUUUGUACGUUUGGUGAAACAAAAGUGUGAUGUCUUCCAAGGAGAAGCCAAGGCCAACUGCUACUGGACCGGCUUCCAGAACAACGGAUUCGAUCCGAAACUUGGAUACGGAUUCAUUCUUACUUCGGCCGAUGGAGGAGCUGUGCACAUCUGGGUUUGGGUUGAUGAUUUCCUUAUCCAUGGACCCUCCCAUGAGAUGACCACUCAAGCUCUGGCAUUCUUCCUUGACACAGCCGUUGACUGUGGUUUCCUUUUCCACCCAAAGAAAUUGGUUCCACCUCAACAAGUGGUCAAAUACUGUGGCUUCCUACGAAUCCUGGAAUCCAAAGUUUGUCAUCGUACUCGUUUUUGUCCCAAAUCUCUCCUACCUCACUACUCAAUUUAA